AUGCCUGCCAUCUUCGACCGAAACGAUGCUCUCGACGUCAACCCCCAGUUGGGUGACGCUCGUCUCUCGGAUGCUGGUUCAAACUGGCUCUGGGCUGUGACAGCUAUCUUCCUCGUCAGCUUCCUCGCCUGCUUUGCCCUCAGCAUCAAGCCCCGAAACAACGAGAGAAUCUUCCACUACCUCUUCACCAUUGCCCUCUUCGUCGGCACCAUCACUUACUUUUCCAUGGCUUCCGGCAUCGCCUACUCGGUUGUUCCCACGCAGCGCAAUAUUGGUCGUGCCGCCUCCUAUCAGAUCUACUAUGCAAAGUACAUCAACUGGGUUGUUUCAUUCCCUGUUGUUCUGCUUGCUUUGGGUCUCAUGAGUGGUGUGAGCUGGGCUACUAUUCUAUUCAACAUCUUCCUUGCCUGGAUCUGGAUCAUCUCAUACCUCUGCUCCGCGUACACCACCACCUCGUAUAAAUGGGGUUUCUUCGCCUUCGGCACAUUUGCUUAUCUUCUACUUGCCUACCAAACCCUUCACCCAGGCCGCAAAUCAGCUACUCGCCUCAGUCUAUCGCGUGAUUAUCUCAUGCUCGCAGGCUGGGCGAACCUGCUUUGGUUUCUGUACCCCAUCGCCUUUGGUCUUUCCGACGGAGGCAACGAGAUUGGCGUCACGCAGAUGUUUGUCUUCUUUGGCAUCUUGGAUGUGCUCCUGAUUGCCGGUUUGGCCUAUGCAUUCAUGUUCCUUUCCAAGCGAUGGGACUAUGGUGCUUUGAACUUGCAUUUCACCCAGUACGGCCGUGUUCACGCCGGGCAUGAUGGUGUCUUCCCUGAGAAGAGGGCUCCAGGUGAUCAUACCGUGCCUGCAACUGCUGCUCCCGCACACGCUACCCCUGCUGUCUAA
Messenger RNA from Fusarium pseudograminearum CS3096, 885 nucleotides. RefSeq lists its product as uncharacterized. The coding region runs from base 1 to 885 and encodes 294 amino acids. The record is from RefSeq and is a predicted model, not a curated record. NCBI's taxonomy places the organism in Eukaryota, Fungi, Ascomycota, Sordariomycetes, Hypocreales, Nectriaceae. The transcript is spliced from 3 exons. Gene Ontology annotation, cellular component: endoplasmic reticulum; plasma membrane.